ACAAUAUUUUUUUAAUAAAAAAAAUCAAGUGUUGUUUUAAAAUUUAAAAAUGAACAGUAAAAAAACUGGAAUGCGUUGCUCUGUGCAAUUUUGCAAAAGUAAAGCAUGUAGUAUGAAUAUUAGUUUUUUCCAAUAUCCAAAAGACGAUCGUCUUCCACUAUAGAUAAAAAACUGUAAUACAGAACAUCUGACUGAAACUAUUAAAAAAAAAUAGUUAUAAAGUAUGUGACAAUCACUUUGUAGACUCAAUGUUUUUAAACUCUACAACAAAAAACCGACUAGUUUUCAAUGCUAUUCCAACAGUUUUUAAUGAUAAAUGAAAUAAUGCAUGAACGAGUAAAAUUGGCUCAUUUACAAUCAAAAACACAUCAAGAUCCACAAUAUGUUGAUGAUAGUUUAAAAGAACAAAGUAACAGUUCAAUUCAAGGGACUGAAGACUUAUCAAUUCAUGUUGGUGGAUCCAUGAAUAUUUCUGAUUUUUCAAAUGAAUCUUGUACCUCAAUCAGUAGUUGUGAUUCUUCAAGCCAAACACCUGGAUACUUAUUGGCAAAUACACCAAGAAAACAAAAACUAGUUGCAGAAGUUAAAUCUGGAAAAACAGAAAUCAAAAAUUUAAAGAAGACUAUAGUAAGUUUAACUCAACAGUUAUCAGACAAUGAUACAGUUGAAAAUUAUUUAAGAUUAAGUGAAAAAUAUUUAUCACCUGGAUUAUUUACUAUAGUAAAGUCACAAAUUAAUUUAAAACAAAAAAAAAGAAGGUUAUAGGUAUAAUAAUGAAAUUAA
Molecule: messenger RNA, 783 nt
Organism: Rhopalosiphum maidis (corn leaf aphid)
Lineage: Eukaryota; Metazoa; Arthropoda; Insecta; Hemiptera; Aphididae
Exons: 2
Coding region: 289-765 (158 amino acids)
Source: RefSeq, a predicted model, not a curated record